Oncorhynchus kisutch (coho salmon) is the source of this 1927-nucleotide messenger RNA. Its product is annotated as myeloid leukemia factor 2. The record is from RefSeq and is a predicted model, not a curated record. NCBI's taxonomy places the organism in Eukaryota, Metazoa, Chordata, Actinopteri, Salmoniformes, Salmonidae. The transcript has 8 exons. The coding region runs from base 693 to 1439 and encodes 248 amino acids.
GCAUUCUAUCCUCAUUGACGACGAGCCUGCGUCAUUUCCGGAUGUUGCCCCCCCCCUUUUUUUUAUUGACAUUUCGCUUAAUUCUAGCUUGCGGGCAACAGGCGUUUUGCAGGGUCAUUUGUUUUUUAUUCGGUGACAUUUAGCAUCACGGCUUCUGAACGGAUAGGUGCAUGUUUUGCACAACAUAUAGGCGUUUGUAGGUGUCAGGUUGUUGGAAAAUUGUGGAGACAUCAACAUCUUUCUUCCUUUGGAUUCCUGACGUUUUGGCUUCCUUUGUCAGCUUGACUUCCGUUUUCAUGUGCAAUCAACAGUGGAAAAAUAGCUAGUUAGCUAUCUUGCUAGGAAAACCCGAGUCAAUGUUUUAAGUUGUACUUAGGCGUGAACAAUAUAAGACUUUCUUUCUGCAAAUACGUCUGCUUUAAGGGGCUAAUUUCCUACGUUUGUUUGCAAGCUAGUUUUCAGGCUAGUUUCCUUACACGGAUGCUAGGUGGCUAGCAAGGUUAGCUAGCUUGCUAACAAUACUGCUGCACAUUUCUCACUAUUGUCCGUCGGUACGCUGUACUAGAAGUAUCGAAAUACCUGAAUGAGAGGUCGUAAACUUACUGUCCUCUUACAUUAUUUUUUGUACUGAGGCCCCAAGAAACUACGUUUUUAGCUAGCCCCAACUAGCUUAAUUAGCUAACCAAAACACCAUGUUUCGAUAUUUAAAUGACGUGGAUGACAACCCUUACAUGAUGGAUCCAUUUGCAGCCCAGAGGCAACAGAUGAGGAGUCUGUUUGGGUCGUUUGGCUACGAACCUUUCCCCCUCAGCCCUCAGAUUCAGCCUCCCCGUGCACCCCACCUUCAGGCUGGGGCCCUGCAGCCGUUUGGAAUGAUGGGAAUGGGGGGAGGCUUCAUGGACAUGUUUGGGAUGAUGGGAGGAAUGAUGGAGAACAUGGACAGAAUGUCUGGUUCGCCAAACUGUCAGACGUUCUCUUCCUCCACAGUCAUCUCCUACUCCUCCUCAGACAUGGGAGCCCCUAAAGUCUACCAGCAGACCAGUGAACUGAGGACUGCACCUGGAGGGAUUCGUGAGACGCGCCAAUCGAUGCGUGACAGCGAGAGUGGCUUGGAGCGCCUGGCCAUUGGCCACCACAUCUGGGACCGCGGUCACGUGAUGGAACGCUCCCGAAACCGCCACACGGGUGACCGCGAAGAACGACAGGACUACAUCAACCUGGAGGAGAGUGAGGCUACUGCCUUCGAUGAGGAGUGGAGGAGCACAGCCGGAAGGUACCCUCCCCCAAACGCACGGGGGAUAGACUACGGCCGGGACAGGAGGGCAGGGGGCCAACAGCUGGCCCUCGCCGCCCCACCCAGCUCCUCGUCUCCGCCCGCCCCUCGCCAUGAGUCUCCCAGACACCUCCCACCCGCAACUCGCCCCCGCUACGACUGGUGAGAGGGGUCAAGGGUGAAAGGUGAGCAGAAGGAUGGAGGAGAGGAUACCGAGGGGAUCUGCCUGAUGCUGUGAAUGAAGAAGGGAGAAGAGGGUCACUACUGACCGUCAAGAUGUUUGAUAUGAUGGGACUGUCUAUAUAUAAACUAUACAUUUAACACACACACACAUCAGAACCCAACACACUCAAUACCCGCAAUUAUGGUUCAACCUAUCUGCUGUUACCGUUCACAUACACAUGUGCGGACAAGCGUACACACAUGAUUACACACAUUCAAGUUGUAUAUAGAGCCACCCUCCAACUUCACAUGCGUUAAUUUCCCAACUCACUAUAUAAAUAUAUAUAAAUUGCCACACUACAUACUACACAUGUGCUGUACAGUCCAUAUAUGUUUGUGUAGACACUAGUGUGUCUGUGAAUUGAAUUGUAUACUGUUGACUAAUUAAAAUAAUUAAUGAAAACAAACAUUAAAUAUUGUUAGAUAAUUGCA